GCCGCUAUGAGGAGGCCCUGGAGGAGCACCGGGAGGAGCUGCGGCUGCUGGAGGGCGCCGGGGACCGUUUGGGCUGCGCCAUCGCCCACCGCAAGAUCGGCGAGCGCCUGGCGGAGCUGGAGCGGUACCCGGCUGCCCUGCAGCACCAGGAGCAGCACCUGGAGCUGGCGCGGGCGCUGGGCGACCACACGGAGCAGCAGCGGGCCUGGGCCACCCUGGGCCGGACCCACAUGUUCAUAGGGGAGAGCAGCGAGGAGCCCGGGGCGCUGGAUGAGGCCCAAAGGGCUUUCCACACCAGCUUGGCCAUCGUGGAGGAGAGGCUGGAAGGAUGGGUGCCGCGGAGGGAGGUGCUGGAGAUGAAGGCUCGGCUCUUCCUCAACCUGGCGUUGGUGAGCGACAGCCGGAAGGAGCCGGAGCAGAGGGAGCGGUACCUGAGGAGGAGCAUCUUCCUGGCGGAGCAGGGGGGGCUGCAGGAGGACCUGUACCGGGCGCACUUCAACCGCGGCUCCAUCCUGCUGCGGGACGGGGACCACGGCGGGGCCCUGCGGAGCCUGAGCCGCGCUCGGGAGUGCGCCCGGAGCCUGCGGGACCGGGCCCUGGAGAGCGAGAGCUGCGCCAGCUCCGCACGGGUGUUCCUGGCCCUGGGGGACUUUGCUGCUGCCCGGCGCUCUCUCCGGCAGGCCCUUGCCCUGGGCCCGCGGCAGCCGCGGCACCGGCACCAAGUGCGCGCCGACCUCCGCUACGCCACGCGGAUGCUGCGGCUGCUGCAGGCGCUCGAGGGGGCCGGGGGGGACGCGGCGGCGGCGCUGCCCCUCUGCGAGCAGCUGGGGGACGCCUGCUCCCGGCGCGGCGACUACGGCAGGGCCCUGGGCUUCUACCAGAGGCAGCUGGCUCUGGCGCAGUCCCUGCCGCUGCCCCCCCAUGCGCUGGCCCCCAUCCACGUCUCCUUGGCCACCACGUUUGGGGACCUGGGCCAGCCCGCGCGGGCCCUGCACCACUUCCGCCAGGAGCUGGCCCUGCGCGGGGGGGACCCCGCCGAGGUGGGGCCCGGACCCAUGGAACG
Pezoporus occidentalis (night parrot) is the source of this 1063-nucleotide messenger RNA. RefSeq names its product tonsoku-like protein. The annotation marks the transcript as partial. NCBI's taxonomy places the organism in Eukaryota, Metazoa, Chordata, Aves, Psittaciformes, Psittacidae. Gene Ontology annotation, cellular component: nuclear replication fork. Gene Ontology annotation, molecular function: protein binding. The transcript has 7 exons. The record is from RefSeq and is a predicted model, not a curated record. Gene Ontology annotation, biological process: replication fork processing; double-strand break repair via homologous recombination.